GCCGCGCCGCGCCGGGGCUGGCGGUCUCCGCAGCGGGAGGAGGAAGAGGAGGAAGGAUCCAGGGUGUCUGCGGAGCGCGGGGGGCUGAGGACCACCCGCCUCCCUCUGCGCGGGCGCCUUUGUGUCCCCCAGCCCCGGCGGAGCGAGGGGCCGCGGGCAGGGGAGCGGAUGCGAAGAGCGGCUGGUGCUGGAGGGGAGAGAGAGAGAAAGGGGGAUGGUGGAAGAUUUCUCUCCUUUUUUUUUUUUUUUUUUUUUUUGGUGGUCUCUUCGGCAGCGGCUGUUCUUCCCCAGCAGCAGCAGCAGCGGCGGCAGCAGCGGCAGCAGCAGCACAGGCAAUGACUCUGCCGCAUCCGAAUCGGCUGGCCGGUGGCGCCGGCUCCGGAGACAUCACCUUGCUCUGAAGUUGCCCACCUGGAGGAGGUAAAUCGGAGCGGGGCUUUCGUCCAGAGGGGUCGGCGACGGCGGGGAAGAGGAGGGAGUGAUCGCCUCCCCCAUCCUCACACACUCGUCCUCCGGGAGGAAGCUUGUGUAGCAGAAGAACACGGCAAAAAAGGAAAGACUUUUACUUCUUUCUUUUUUUUAAAAUUUUUUUUUUUUUUAAAUUUUCCUUGCUUGAGGGGGACGUCCGUGCUUCUCGUCCGGCGCCCUUUUCCUCCUGCCUGGGGGCUUUGGUACUGUGGCCAGGUCUGCUUCCUACUCCCACCUCUGGUUUUAAUGGCUGGAUCGUGGCAGCAGCUCCCUGCUGCAGGUUGUUGAGGAUCUGAUGGGGACUCGCAUCUCAGGAGCCGGAGGUGACUAAAGAAAUGUUGAAUACAGUACUCUGCAAAAAAUAACGUGUGGAUUUCUCAAACCUGAAGAACAAGAAAAGGUCUCAGACUCUGGAUACUGGCUGUGGGAUUUUUUUUUCUUAUGAUUUUUGUUUGUUUUUUUCCCCCUUUUUGGAUGUGAAUUGAAGGCCAACAACAGUUGAAGUGUUGGAAGCAAGCACAGGAGGACACUCAUCUUUUUAUUUGAACCCUUGUUUGCUGGGAUACUUUCAAGCUCUCCUUCACAGUCAUGUGGUCAUCACAGCUGCUGUUCUUCACAAUGCUCUUAACACCGUUUGCCCAUGCCUGGAUUUCUUUUAAAACAGCUUUCAGCCGUGCCCCAGUGCCCAUGGCUGUGGUCCGAAGGGAGCUGUCCUGCGAGAGUUACCCCAUUGAGCUGCGCUGCCCGGGAACAGAUGUGAUCAUGAUCGAAAGUGCCAACUACGGCAGGACUGACGAUAAAAUCUGCGACUCUGAUCCUGCUCAGAUGGAGAAUAUCCGCUGUUAUCUGCCAGAUGCCUAUAAGAUUAUGACUCAAAGGUGCAGUAAUCGGACCCAGUGUGCGGUUGUUGCUGGCCCCGAUGUGUUCCCAGACCCGUGCCCCGGGACCUACAAGUACCUGGAAGUGCAGUAUGAGUGUGUCCCUUACAAAGUGGAACAAAAAGUUUUUCUUUGCCCUGGACUGCUGAAGGGAGUUUACCAGAGCGAACACUUAUUCGAGUCUGACCACCAGUCGGGCGCCUGGUGCAAGGACCCUCUGCAGGCCUCUGACAAGAUCUACUACAUGCCCUGGACGCCGUACCGGACGGACACGCUGACGGAGUACUCCUCCAAGGACGACUUCAUCGCCGGCAGGCCAACCACCACCUACAAGCUCCCGCACCGUGUGGACGGCACGGGGUUCGUGGUGUACGAUGGGGCUCUGUUCUUCAACAAGGAGCGGACCAGGAACAUCGUCAAGUUCGACCUGCGGACCCGGAUAAAGAGCGGAGAGGCGAUCAUCGCCAACGCCAACUACCACGACACCUCUCCCUACCGCUGGGGUGGCAAGUCUGACAUCGACCUGGCCGUGGACGAGAACGGGCUCUGGGUAAUCUAUGCAACAGAACAGAAUAAUGGCAAAAUUGUCAUUAGCCAGUUGAACCCUUACACAUUGAGGAUCGAAGGGACGUGGGAUACUGCCUAUGACAAGAGGUCAGCUUCCAAUGCCUUCAUGAUCUGUGGGAUUUUAUAUGUGGUGAAGUCUGUGUACGAAGAUGACGACAAUGAAGCCACAGGGAAUAAAAUAGACUACAUAUAUAACACUGACCAAAGCAAGGAUAGCAUGGUGGAUGUGCCCUUUCCAAACUCCUACCAGUACAUUGCUGCUGUGGAUUAUAAUCCCCGAGACAACCUCCUCUAUGUAUGGAACAACUAUCACGUUGUAAAAUACUCCUUGGAUUUUGGCCCGCUGGACAGCAGAGCAGGGCAGGCUCACCACGGGCAGGUUUCCUACAUUGCCCCACCGAUCCACCUGGAUUCGGAUCUGGAGAGACCGCCAUCCAAGGGAGUAUCCACCUCGGGGGCUCUGGGCCCGGGGAGCACUGCUGCCAGCACCACACCGCGCAUGGCCACCAGCACCACAGGCCGCACCACCACCACGUCGGCCUCAGGCAGGAGGAACAGGAGCACCAGCACGCCAUCCCCCAUGGCUGAUGUCCCUGAUGAAAUGACCACACACCUGCCACCUGCCUCCUCCCAGCUGCCUCCAGCCGGGGCAGAGAGCUGCGACCCCAUGGAGGCCCGCGACAUCAUGUGGUCCCGCACUCGGCAGGGCCAGCUGGCCAAGCAGCCCUGUCCCUUGGGCUCCAUAGGUGUUGCAACUUUCCGGUGUCUCGCGCCUGAUGGUAUCUGGGAACCCCAAGGACCUGAUCUUAGCAACUGCUCUUCACCCUGGAUCAACCACAUCACUCAAAAGAUGCGGUCGGGGGAGAUGGCCGCCAACAUCGCACGGGAGCUGGCGGAGCACACCAGGAACCACCUGUACGCCGGGGACAUCGCCUACUCCGUGUCCGCCAUGGUGCAGCUCGUCAACCUGCUGGACGUGCAGCUCCGCAACCUGACUCCCGGCGGGAAGGACAGCGCCGCACGCAGCCUCAACAAGCUUCAGAAAAGGGAGCGCUCUUGCAGGGCCUAUGUCCAGGCCAUGGUGGAGACGGUGAACAACCUCCUGCAGCCUCAGGCUCUGAACGCGUGGAGGGACCUGAACGCGAGCGAGCAGCAGCGCGCGGCCACCAAGCUGCUGGACACGGUGGAGGACAGCGCCUUCGUGCUGGCUGACAACCUGCUGAAGACAGACAUCGUCCGGGAGAACACUGACAACAUCCAGCUGGAAGUUGCGAGACUGAGCACAGAUGGGAAUCUGGAGGAUCUGAAGUUUCCCCAGAACAUGGGCCAUGGAAGCGCCAUUCAGCUGUCAGCAAAUACCUUGAAGCAAAAUGGUCGAAAUGGUGAGAUCAGGGUGGCUUUUGUGCUGUACAACAACCUGGGCACUUAUCUCUCCACGGAGAAUGCCAGCAUGAAGUUGGGAACAGAAGCGAUGUCGACCAAUCACUCCGUCAUUGUCAACUCCCCUGUCAUCACGGCAGCAAUAAAUAAGGAGUUCAGCAAUAAGGUUUACCUGGCUGAUCCUGUGGUGUUUACUGUCAAGCACAUCAAGCAGUCAGAAGAAAAUUUUAACCCAAACUGUUCGUUCUGGAGCUACACGAAGCGUACGAUGACAGGGUAUUGGUCCACCCAGGGCUGUCGCCUCCUGACAACUAACAAGACACACACCACGUGCUCCUGCAACCACCUCACCAACUUUGCAGUCCUGAUGGCACAUGUGGAAGUGAAGCACAGCGAUGCAGUCCACGACCUGCUCCUGGACUUCAUCACAUGGGUUGGCAUCCUGCUUUCCCUGGUCUGCCUCCUGAUCUGCAUCUUCACCUUCUGCUUCUUCCGUGGGCUGCAGAGCGACCGCAACACAAUUCACAAGAACUUGUGCAUCAGCCUCUUCGUGGCUGAGCUCCUCUUCCUCAUCGGCAUCAACCGGACUGACCAGCCAAUUGCCUGUGCCGUCUUUGCUGCCCUCCUGCACUUCUUCUUCCUGGCAGCUUUCACGUGGAUGUUCCUGGAGGGUGUGCAGCUGUACAUCAUGCUGGUGGAGGUGUUUGAGAGCGAGCACUCCCGGAGGAAGUAUUUCUACUUGGUGGGGUACGGCAUGCCUGCGCUGAUUGUGGCCGUGUCGGCAGCCGUGGACUACCGGAGCUACGGCACGGACAAAGUAUGUUGGCUCCGACUUGACACCUACUUCAUUUGGAGCUUUAUAGGACCAGCGACCUUGAUAAUUAUGCUUAAUGUCAUCUUCCUUGGGAUUGCUCUCUAUAAAAUGUUUCAUCAUACUGCCAUACUGAAACCUGAAUCUGGAUGUCUUGACAAUAUCAACUAUGAGGAUAACAGACCCUUCAUCAAGUCCUGGGUUAUAGGUGCAAUAGCCCUACUCUGCCUAUUAGGACUGACCUGGGCAUUCGGACUCAUGUAUAUUAAUGAAAGCACAGUCAUCAUGGCGUAUCUCUUCACCAUAUUCAAUUCUCUGCAGGGAAUGUUUAUAUUCAUUUUCCAUUGUGUCCUCCAGAAAAAGGUCCGUAAGGAGUACGGGAAAUGCCUGCGCACACAUUGCUGUAGUGGGAAAAGUACAGACAGCUCCAUCGGCUCAGGAAAAACCUCGGGGUCAAGGACACCUGGAAGAUAUUCCACAGGCUCACAGAGCCGGAUUCGUAGGAUGUGGAAUGACACAGUUCGAAAGCAGUCCGAGUCUUCCUUUAUUACUGGAGAUAUAAACAGUUCAGCUUCACUCAACAGAGGAGCCAUGGCUAAUCAUCUUAUAACCAAUGCUCUGCUUCGUCCUCAUGGCACUAACAACCCUUAUAAUACAUUGCUCGGGGAAUCGGCGGUCUAUAACAACCCUUCUGUCAGCAUGUACAACGCACAAGAGCCCUACAGAGAGACAAAGGGGCUUCUGAACAAUGCCAGGGAUACAAGUGUCACGGAUACUCUACCACUGAAUGGUAAUCACGGCAACAGCUACAGCAUCGCCAGCGGCGAGUACCUCAGCAACUGCGUGCAAAUCCUUGACCGUGGGUACAACCACACGGAGAAUGCCCUCGAGAAAAAGAUCCUGAAGGAACUCACCUCCAACUACAUCCCUUCCUACCUGAACAACCAUGAGCGCUCCAGCGAGCAGAGCCGCAACUUGAUGAACAAACUCGUCAACAGCGUGGGCGGCGGGAGCGAGGACGAUGCCAUCGUGCUGGAUGACGCCACCUCCUUCACCCACGAGGAGAGCCUGGGCCUGGAGCUCAUCCACGAGGAGUCGGACGCCCCGCUGCUGCCUCCCCGGGUGUACUCGGCAGACAACCACCAGCCCCACCUCUACAGUCGGCGUCGCAUCCCGCAAGACAACAGCGAGAGCUUUUUCCCUUUGCUGACCAACGAGCACACGGACGACCUGCAGUCGCCCAACAGGGAUUCUCUCUACACCAGCAUGCCCGCGCUGGCUGGCAUGCCCAUGACGGAAAGCGUCACCGCCAGCACCCAGACCGAUCCUCCACCAGCGAAAAGCGGCGGUGGCGAUGCCGACGACGUUUACUACAAAAGUAUGCCCAAUCUUGGCUCCAGGAACCACGUCCAUCAGCUACACACUUACUACCAGCUAGGUCGAGGCAGCAGCGACGGUUUUAUAGUCCCGCCAAACAAAGAGGGAACCUCUCCGGACGGCAAUGCAAAAGGACCCGCUCACUUGGUCACUAGUCUAUAGAAGAUUCAGCAAAAAUUAAGCAAAAAGACAACUAAAAGCCUCUCCGUAACACUCGGUUUACUGUUCUGAGUUAAUCCAAACAGUGGUAAUAUUGUGUGUACUCCUAAAUCUUCAUGCUGUUCAAAAGGAAAUUCUCAGACUUUUUUUACUGGAAUUUUUAGGCCGGCCCGGAGAGGACAGUAACUGCUGUGCCCCCCUUAUCUUCCCAUCCUUCUUCCCUCCAGACAGACUUCAUUAUGUUAAUGAAAGAGAUAGAUAACGGCACACUUCGUGGCCUUCUCAAGUUAUGCCGUGUUUGUUUAAACAAUCCUUGAUGCUGUGUUGCUCUUAAUACCAAGGACCUGAUUUAAGAGGGGAAAAAAAAAAAAAAAGGCCAAAAAUGUGCAUUUGAAACCAGUAGCAAUGACGCAUCUAGGUGGGAGCGCUGCGUAAAACAAGCUAGCAAAACUCUUUCUUACCAAUCCAGAUCACACCAUGGGUUAUGGUCACUCACAACUUGGUUUCACUGCAGCGCCCUUUGCUGCGGGAGCAAACAAAACGUAAACAAAUUUAAUGAGACGGAAGGGAAUCCUAGAAUCCUGUGCUAAAGGCAUAUUUUACAUUUUGCUGUAUUAACGGAUGAUAAAAACUAAUGGCAGAAAAAGAGAAGUGAACAAUUUCUAUGUAAUGUACAGAUACUAGCAUUGCACAUAUAGUCUGCUUUCUGUUCCUCCAGAACUUGCGUCCCUGUUAAUGUAGUGGAAAAAAAAAUAAGAACUUUUUUCUGUUGUGCUGGUCUUGUAAGUUUGUCUACCAGUAGGAGCAAGGUUUUUCAUAACUUUCCUUUCUUUUAUUUUUUUUAUUUUCUUUUGCCUUGUCCACUGCUCCUUCUCUCUGUCCCCUUCCCAUCCCAGUAAAAAAACCUCACUGGGCAAGAAAACAAAACCCCAAACAUCACUUUCUAAGGACCAUUUUUAGUAACACCAUCACCAUUUCUUUUCAGCCAAGGCAGUCUUUUAAUUUCCUCGCUGUAUAACCUUUUUCAGCCGGCAUGUUGCCAGCAGACCUUUUGGCAGACUAGAGCAGGGCAAACUUCCUCAUUGUCAGUGCACAACCCGAUGGUGACGAUAAUCCUGUGGAGCAUCUCUGGCCGACAGCCCCUCAGCCAGGCCCUCGGGUCGCAUCCAGGGACUGAGGAGAGGUUUUGUAGUUGUAGUGGGGGUUCUACAGGAGACUGCCAUUUCCCUGGAGGAGCAAAGGGCCUUCUCGGCUCAGUCUGGUCCCCGGUUUAGGCACUUGUACUGCAGUGGUUUAAGAAGAAAAUAGAUUGACGCAUAGUGAGCUAAAAAGUACUUUGCAGUGAUUUUUAAUUAAAAAAAAAAAAGAAAAAAAAGUCCUCUGUUCAUUAUUUUUCCUAACAGGAAAUUUAUUUAUUUGACUGGAUUUUUAAGUAACAUAGGCUUUCUGGAGGUAAAUUAGCAGCACGGAAUAUGAAUUCUUCUUUUUCUCUUUUUUUUUUUUUUUUUUUUUUUUAAUUUAUGAUCCAUUUUGUACGGUCUCAGCAGUUGAAUGACCUCAUUACUAAUAUUUGUUGUAAAAGUGAAGCUUGUUUGCCAACCAAUAAACAACUGAUCACGAUUUAGAAGAUACUGUAUGUAUGUACUGUACAAUUAAUCUCUCUUAUUUUGUCGUUGUUCUUCCUCUCUCCAUUAAUGUCUUCAGUAUGAGUCUCCACUCCUUUACAGCAUGGGUGAGCAAUGCCGAAGAAAGGAGGCCUAAGCUGAGAAAUUUAAGCACAAAGGUUAUGCAGCUGUGGCUGACUAGAAAAAUCAGGCUGGUGGUAUUUGUUUAGGGGCAAGAACAGCACUGGUUGACAUUUGUUGCAGGUGAUUCUAGGUCUGUUUUGUGCCUACUGUAUAAAGUAGCUGACGACACAUGGAUGAUUUGAGUAUAGUGUUUCACGUGUCAUAUCUUUUAAUCAUUGUAAUUUUUUUCUUUUAUUAAUUUUCUUUUCUUUUUUUUUUUUAAUUUGGUUUUUCUGAGAUUAAAAACUGCUGGUAGCAUGUCAAAGAGUAAAACAAGUCCCCGUUAGGCCUUCUCGGUCGUUGUUUGCUGUCUCUUUAUUUUCCUGCUCCGGGCAUGUGCCAAGCGCCCUCACCAUCCUUGGCCACAGGGUCCCUCCCGCCCCACCUCUGCCAAUGGCCCACUGGCACUUCACUGCUCUCCUCCAGCCUCCCCUUCCAAAUCCCUUAAGUGCAGUCAGGAAUACAGGAAGCCACAAAAUAGACUGGAAAGGUUGACAGGGGAAAUAACCACCUCUGGAUACAAUUGGUAAUGAAUUUUCAGUGAUCUUUCACAAAGCCCUCCCAUGGCCUGGGCUUUGGGGCUUGGUGCUGCCUCCAUCUAAACUGUGCCUAUCCAAGUCCUAUCAUGCUGGGUAAAAGCCAAAAGGCUUGGAGCAGGUGGGUGAGGCACCUGUGGAACAAGAUAUUCCCAGUGCUGGAGGAUAAAUGCAGCAGCAGCAGAUCAGUGGAGCAGUUCCACCCCAUCCUGGGGCUGUCCUCGCACGGGGACCGUGCUGCUCGGUGCUGCUCAGCAGAGUCUGGUGGGGCAAGAGAACCAGGGGUGGUCGUAUUUGGUGAUUUUCAUGGCCUUGUGGUUCAAGCCACCCGAGUCCUUCCUGCAGCCACUCCGGCCAAAACAUCUUGGGGAAGAAACUCCAUGUGGGACCAUGCACUGAUUGCAGCAGUGCCUCUUGCCAGGUCUAGGUUUCAGCAAGGGAGUGUUUCCUAUUGGAACAGUGGAGAAUCACCUGACUUCAUAGCAGAGUAGCACUGGCCAGCCAGGUUAUGCUCUUGCUCUUGAUGCUGCCUCCCUGUUUCAUUUUAUUAUCCAUACCAGCAGCUAUGGAAGUGGAUAGUGCAUGGUGGAUCCACUGUUGCAGGUACGGCAGGUUACUCACACCUGUGUGGUCGCAGCAAUUCAUCCAGCAGCCCAAAAGAGGCUGCUGAGGCUUUAAAUAACUGCGGUACCUCAUAUUUUGGGGAAAAUAAAAACUCUUUUACUGUAUUAGACUCAAAAAAUAGUUUUUCAGGGGUAUGGUGGAAUUGAGUGCAUGCAGAGGGUGAGAUACACCCUAGCAAAUAUCAUGAUAAAGUGGGAGGCAGAUGAGGAACACAGCAUUUACCAGUGUUUCUGACACUGCAAGAACAAACCUGUGGUGGAUUUGCUAUGGGAUGGUUUUGUCCUACUGAAAAAUC
This is a messenger RNA of Zonotrichia leucophrys gambelii, 8882 nucleotides long. RefSeq names its product adhesion G protein-coupled receptor L3 (gene ADGRL3). The record is from RefSeq and is a predicted model, not a curated record. Gene Ontology annotation, molecular function: carbohydrate binding; G protein-coupled receptor activity. Gene Ontology annotation, cellular component: plasma membrane. NCBI's taxonomy places the organism in Eukaryota, Metazoa, Chordata, Aves, Passeriformes, Passerellidae. Gene Ontology annotation, biological process: cell surface receptor signaling pathway; adenylate cyclase-activating G protein-coupled receptor signaling pathway. The coding region runs from base 1057 to 5643 and encodes 1528 amino acids. The transcript has 28 exons.